CUGUGGUACAUCCUGUACGCGACGACACCCUUUACCUCGAACCUUUGAUCAUCGAUCAAAUUGCCAGACCCAUUUCUGUCGCAUACACAUCACAAUCGCAACAAUGCCAUCAUCUAAGGGAAAGCCAACAGACCCCAAGCUUCGGGAGAAGGUUAAGGAGGAGGUGAAGCAGAAGCCCAAUAAGGACGGCGGCGGCAAGGGCCAGAUGGCCGCAUGGAAGGCUGCAGAAAUCUCAAAGGAGUAUGAGAAGCAGGGUGGUGGUUACGAGAACGAGGCUGGCAGCAAGAACGAGCCUAAGAAGGGCGCACCAGAGGCCAAGUCUGACAGCAAGAAGAAGGCCGAGGAGAAGAAAGUAGAUAAGUCUGAUUCCAAGACCGAGAAGGCCGAAUCCAAAGAGGAAGAGAAGAGAGGUGAUGCUGAGGAGGAGCAGGAGGCUCCCGCAAGCGCGCAGAAGCCCAAAGCUAACGUAGGGAAGAAAGCUGAUAAGAAGUCCGAUGAAAAAGAGAGUGAUGAGAAAGCCGACACUAAAAAGAAAGCCGCACCUAAGAAGGCUGCCGCGCCGAAGAAAGAGAAGAAGGAGCCUCAGGAAGGUACCAGGCGAAGCACCCGAACCGCAGCGAAGAGAAACUCGCCCAUCAAGGAGGUCGACACCGAUGCCGACGAAGAAGAAGAUGAGGCACCAAAGAAGAAGAAGUCCAAGAAGUCCAAGUCUUAGAUUAGCUUUAUGUUGUUUCCUUCAUCGCUCGUCUCUUGUUGGAUAGCUGGGUCGCUCAGACGGGUGAAGGUCUGUUUCCACGUACACCCGUGAGAGGUCGUAACUAUUGCGCCUCCAUGAGGAUGGGAUGUAUUCGGUAGUUCUAUAUCUAGUUCAUAAUGAUAUCUCCCAAGCCAC
Messenger RNA from Macroventuria anomochaeta, 892 nucleotides. RefSeq lists its product as uncharacterized. NCBI's taxonomy places the organism in Eukaryota, Fungi, Ascomycota, Dothideomycetes, Pleosporales, Didymellaceae. The transcript has 2 exons. Gene Ontology annotation, biological process: nucleosome assembly. Gene Ontology annotation, molecular function: structural constituent of chromatin; DNA binding. The record is from RefSeq and is a predicted model, not a curated record. Gene Ontology annotation, cellular component: nucleosome. The coding region runs from base 104 to 715 and encodes 203 amino acids.